AUGCCUCAACACAACCCGAAGCAGAAGAGACCUAAGGCCGAGUACGAUUUGAUGCUCGUCAAGAGACGAAGAUUUCGUCCGGCAAAGGCUUGCUACCCAUGCAGGCGGCGCAAAGUCAAAUGCAAUCUCAGUCGGCCCUGCGAGAGCUGCAACAUCCGUGGACACCCGUAUCUGUGCGAUUAUACCACGCCUCUGCAAGCAAAUGCCCCAGAUAAAGCCAGCAAUGCCUCGGGGGCAAGCAAAUUGCAUCUCGCAAGCGAUCACGAAGAGGCGGUCACCACUCCAGCGGUGGACGCCUCCAUAGGCCUUUACGUGGACCCCGUUGCGCCGUAUGACACAAAAUUGCACCUGGGUCCGGAUUCACUUCCCAGCCUUUUGGCAAAAUAUGAGAGGCUCAACUCUCACCAACAGCACCAGGAACGGAAUUCCUGGCAGGGAGUUGCCUUCAAGCCGCCAACGAACCCGCAAACCAUCUUCGAAUUGCUUUGCCUACAAGAUUCUAGUACUGUGUCGCCAUUCACCAAUCUAUGGAAGCCUGAAGACGGCCCCGAAGUCGUUUAUAAUGCGCUUCCAGAGGAUGAAUCUUUGAGAGGCUAUGUUCGCUUCUUCCAAAAUUCACUCUUACGUAUUUUGCCAUUCGCCAUUGACUUCACUCAAUUCGAAACUGCCCUUGCCGAGUUCCUUGAAAAGCGCUCAAAGCAUCCCGCAGAAGCUCUUCAGAAUCCUCCAUCUGCUUGUACACUGACUUGGUUUGGACUCUUAUUCGGCAUUCUUGCAUGCGGCGCACAACUUGGGUCUGAUCAGGAAUCUGAGUUGAUCAAGGCUCGUGUUUUUGGUGAGAGUCCCGCAACCAUCUUCUGUCCUUGA
Messenger RNA from Trichoderma aggressivum f. europaeum, 867 nucleotides. RefSeq names its product transcriptional regulator family: Fungal Specific TF. Gene Ontology annotation, biological process: regulation of DNA-templated transcription. Bases 1 to 867 code for a protein of 288 amino acids. The transcript is spliced from 2 exons. The record is from RefSeq and is a predicted model, not a curated record. Gene Ontology annotation, molecular function: DNA-binding transcription factor activity, RNA polymerase II-specific; carboxy-lyase activity; zinc ion binding. Lineage: Eukaryota; Fungi; Ascomycota; Sordariomycetes; Hypocreales; Hypocreaceae.